GCAUAUAUCUCGCGAGAUUUCGUAUCGGCCAUUUGACAGACGGUGAAAAUGUUUACAUCGUAAGAUGUACCUAUAAAAUUCUUCCGUUUGAGAUGAUAUAAGUGACAAUGAAUGCUGAAAAUAUAGACCCAAACAUUAGCACGACUAAUCGUGUAGCUCGUGUAAAUAUGGUAGAAGGUGUGGGUGCUCGUGUUGUAAGAGGUCCAGACUGGAAAUGGGGAAAACAAGACGGGGGAGAGGGACAUGUUGGGACUGUGAGGAAUUUCGAGUCUCCAGAGGAAGUUGUUGUUGUUUGGGACAAUGGAACGGCAGCCAAUUACAGAUGUGCUGGAGCAUUUGAUCUGAGAAUAGUGGAUAGUGCCCCAACAGGCAUCAAACAUGAUGGAACCAUGUGUGACACUUGUAGACAGCAGCCAAUAUUUGGGAUUCGAUGGAAAUGUGCAGAAUGCACAAAUUAUGACUUGUGUAGUGUGUGCUACCAUGGUGAUAAACAUAAUUUGCGACAUAGAUUUUACAGAAUAACAACACCAGGAAGUGACAAAUGCUCUGUAGAACCUAGAAGAAAAAGCAAAAAGAUAACAGCCCGAGGUAUAUUUCCUGGGGCACGUGUAGUGAGAGGGGUUGACUGGCAAUGGGAGGAUCAGGAUGGGGGGAAUGGACGACGGGGAAAGGUUACUGAGAUACAGGACUGGAGUGCUGCUAGCCCUAGAAGUGCUGCCUAUGUGUUGUGGGACAAUGCUGCUAAAAACCUCUACAGAGUGGGAUUUGAGGGAAUGGCUGAUCUGAAGGUUGUGAAUGAUGCAAAAGGGGGAUCCUUCUACAGAGAUCAUCUUCCUCUUUUGGGAGAACAAGGUCCAGGGUCAAGGUCAGGUCCUGGGGGCUUAGCCAUUGGGGACCAAGUCAAUGUAGAUCUGGAGUUGGAGAUUGUUCAGUCUCUACAGCAUGGUCAUGGAGGAUGGACGGAUGGAAUGUUUGAGUGUUUGGGUACAACUGGGACUGUUGUUGGCAUUGAUGAAGAUCAUGAUAUUGUGGUAUCUUAUCCCAGCGGAAACAGAUGGACUUUUAAUCCAGCUGUUCUGACAAAAGUGAACACCUCAAGUACUGCGCCCUCUACUUCCACUGAGGCGACCCCUGCUGUCCCUCCUUCAGCUCAGUUUGCUGUAGGUGACCUAGUACAGAUCUGUAAUGACCCAGAAAAGAUCAAGCUCCUACAGCGAGGGCAUGGGGAAUGGGCAGAAGCCAUGCUACCGACUCUUGGUAAGAUUGGACGUGUACAACAAAUUUAUCAUGACAGCGAUCUAAAGGUGGAAGUAUGUGGCACCUCAUGGACUUACAAUCCCUCUGCUGUCACUAAGGUGGCCUCAUCUGAUGGUGCUGCUAUAGGAAACUCCUCUGGAGAGAGACUUAGUGCUUUAUUGAAAAAGCUCUUUGAAACACAUGUAACUGGAGAUGCCAAUGAAGAACUUGUCAAAGCAGCUGCCAACGGGGACUAUGUCAAAGUAGAAGACUUACUCAGCAGACCUGAUAAUGAUGCUAAUGGUAUGUUUGCUGGUCAUACUGCCCUGCAGGCUGCCUCACAGAAUGGCCACACUGAUGUCAUCAAGAUCCUCAUGAAACACAAUGUGGAUUUUGAAAUUGAGGACAAAGAUGGAGACCGUGCUGUGCAUCAUGCUGCAUUUGGAGAUGAACCCAGUGUCAUUGAUCAGUUACAUCGUGGUGGUGCUGACCUCAAUGCUCGCAACAAGCGUAGACAGACUCCCCUACAUAUAGGAGUCAACAAAGGCCACAUUGGAGUGGUCAAGACUCUCCUGGAUUUGGGAUGUCACCCAAGUUUACAGGACUCGGAGGGGGAUACACCACUCCAUGAUGCCAUCAGCAAAAAACGAGAUGAUAUGAUUUCCUUGCUGCUUGAACACCAUGCUGACUUGACAAUUACCAACAACAAUGGUUUCAACUCCCUGCACCAUGCUGCUCUCCGAGGCAACCCCAGUGCUAUGCGGAUUCUUCUAUCUAAAAUCCCUCGGCCAUGGAUUGUGGAUGAGAAAAAGGAUGAUGGAUACACUGCUCUCCAUUUAGCAGCUCUAAACAACCAUGUGGAGGUGGCAGAGCUUUUGGUCCACCAGGGGAAGGCCAAUAUGGACUUGCAGAAUGUGAAUCUUCAAACAGCUUUACAUCUGGCAGUGGAGAGACAACACACACAAAUUGUUAGGCUAUUGGUGAGGGAAGGCUGUAAUCUGAACAUCCCCGACAAGGAUGGAGACACCCCCCUUCAUGAGGCCCUUAGACACCACACCCUGUCUCAGCUCAGACAGCUGCAGGACAUGCAGGAUGUUGGCAAGCUUCUGAUGGGGUUGGGAACCCCUGGAGCAGACAAGAAGUCUAGUGCCUCAAUUGCAUGCUUUCUAGCUGCCAAUGGAGCUGAUCUGAACAUCAAAAACAAAAAGGGGCAGACUCCACUUGACCUUUGUCCAGAUCCCAAUCUGUGUAAAGCCCUGGCCAAAUGUCACAAGGAGAGACACAGUCCUAAUGGUACAGCCUCCAACACUGUGAUACUGAGGAAUGACCAGGAGUCGCUGGAGGAGUGCAUGGUGUGUUCAGAUUUGAAGAGAGACACUUUGUUUGGACCCUGUGGUCACAUUGCUACUUGUUCCCUCUGCUCUCCACGAGUCAAGAAGUGUCUGAUGUGUAAAGAACAAGUCCAGUCCAGAACAAAGAUUGAGGAGUGUGUUGUAUGCUCAGAUAAGAAGGCAUCCACUCUGUUCCUGCCCUGUGGUCAUAUGUGUGCUUGUGAUGGCUGUGGACAACUGAUGAAAAAGUGUGUACAAUGCAGAUCAUCUAUUGAUAAGACUGUGCCAUUCAUAGUGUGUUGUGGAGGAACUCCACCACCAGCUCCUCAGCCCCCUGGCAUCAUGAACAACGGUUCUCGUGACAACACUAAAGACAUUCAGAAGCUACAGCAACAGUUGCAGGACAUCAAAGAUCAGACCAGCUGUCCUGUUUGUAUGGACCGUUUGAAGAACAUGAUUUUCCUCUGUGGCCAUGGCACAUGUCAGAUGUGUGGAGAUCGAAUGGCCGAAUGCCCAAUCUGCAGGAAAGCUGUUGAAAAACGCAUCCUUCUUUACUAAAUAUUUCCUCUGCAGCAGUGAACUGUGCAUGAAAGAGUAAAUUAAAAUUUUUGGCAUUAUUAUUUGAUUCAGCUGUAUAUGAAAUAGAAUCUUUAAAGUACAGAUCUAC
This is a messenger RNA of Ostrea edulis (European flat oyster), 3234 nucleotides long. RefSeq names its product E3 ubiquitin-protein ligase MIB1-like. Bases 108 to 3125 code for a protein of 1005 amino acids. The record is from RefSeq and is a predicted model, not a curated record. NCBI's taxonomy places the organism in Eukaryota, Metazoa, Mollusca, Bivalvia, Ostreida, Ostreidae. Gene Ontology annotation, cellular component: cytoplasm. Gene Ontology annotation, biological process: protein ubiquitination. Gene Ontology annotation, molecular function: zinc ion binding; protein binding; ubiquitin-protein transferase activity. The transcript is spliced from 21 exons.